Molecule: messenger RNA, 2680 nt
Organism: Sycon ciliatum
Lineage: Eukaryota; Metazoa; Porifera; Calcarea; Leucosolenida; Sycettidae
Product: tether containing UBX domain for GLUT4-like
Exons: 18
Coding region: 214-2223 (669 amino acids)
Biological process (GO): intracellular protein transport; glucose homeostasis; signal transduction
Cellular component (GO): nucleus; vesicle membrane; cytoplasm
Molecular function (GO): protein binding
Source: RefSeq, a predicted model, not a curated record
CGUAUAUGUAUCUUCUUCAGGAUUAUUCUCCGAGUGGAUAAUUAUUAUAAGGUUUUGUCGUAUACACAAUCAUUCUACUCUCCUCCCCACACCAGCUCAUUGAGAUCAAGGCCCUGGUUCACUGAAGUAACUUAGCUGUACGUGCAGACAAUUGAAAAGUUUGAAUUUGCAAAAAUACGAAUCAAAAUUUCAUUGUAUGGCAGAGAAGUUGUCAUGUCUUCCGUCAAUGUGUUGUGCCCCGGUGGAAAGAGGUUCGUGGUGAAAGUAACCCCGAAUAAAAAAAUGCUCGAGAUACUGGAAGAUGUAUGCAAGCGAAUGGACCUUAAUCCAUCGCAGCAUCAGCUGGUGCAUGGUCGGAAGAAUUUGGACUUGUCUAUGUCGUUUCGGCUGUCGGGCCUUCCCAACAAGGCUCAUCUUGAACUCGUGGCUGGUGUUGGCGUGAAAGCUGACUCUAAAGUUGGCGUAGCACUUCAAAUUCCCACGGGAGAACGACUGCAGAAGGAGUGGCAGGCAACGGAUACCCUUUGGUCCGUGUUGGAAUACUGGCGCCAGAAUAACUCUGCUCUGCAGCAAGAAACCGGCAUGCCAGUGUGUGUCUAUCUCCAGCAGGAGGUUGCUGGCGAGGUGGCACUUAAGCGUACAACAUUGCGCUCGCUGGGUCUCACUGGUGGUCGUGCCCUGGUCAGGGUUCACUUCAAAUCUGAAGCUCCAGUAGCAGCAGCAGCCUCAGUGUCGGUGGAAGCUAGUACUGUAGCUGUGCCAUCAGGCCAGCAAUCCCAUGCUGCCAGCAGCCAUGAAGCAGCGUCGAGGCAAAACCAGGCGGCGGGUAAUCUUCCUGCUGAAGGGAGCGUGUCGUCCAGUGGAAGAACAAUCGGUGGCGAAAUGCCGUCCAGUGUUGUUGAUCUAGCAGUACUAGAACCGGCUGCUUUGAGUGCUCAAGACUCAUCCAGUGUUGGUGAACAACACCAGACAGCAGUGGACCGGCCAGCAAGUAGUGCUACACAGCCAGUGGACAGUGUGGCAGAAGCCCAUGCUGCUACGACUACUACUGCUGCUGCUGCCACUGAGCCUUCGGCUGCAGUAUCUACUACCGAAGAGACCAUGGACACGUCAGCAUCACAGCCAUCAGCACCAGCACCGGCAAUACCUCUUUCCCACCCAACAAGCGCUGAGUCCGCUGCCGAAUCUAGUACGGUACCAGGUGGUUGUGCUACUGCUGCUGCUGCCGCCCAUACAGAGUCCAUCCCUCACAGCACCACAGCAGAUAGCAGUCAGCAAGUAGCGAGUGCACCUCGCAAGUCUGGUCUAUCAGCCAAGCUACAGUCUACGCACAAGGACAACACGUUCGGCGGCACCUCGUUUGGCGAGAGAACAGUGGAUUGGUCCAAAAGUGUCGGACAUCGUCUCGGCGGGCCAUCCACAACAGAUGCCGGCCCACCGCCCAGCAAGCGGCCUCAUAGAGGCAAUCAGACUGAAGGUGAAGCUACACCUCGCCUGAUAGAGCUUAGUGGACCUAUUGAGCGACAUGCUGUUCUCUUUGAGCCGAAAACAGCGCAGGACGGCAGAGCUGGUCGUGAUGACCUUCCUGACGAUUUCUUCGACCUGAGGGCGGAGGAUCUGCGCCUGAUGCUCAAAGACUUGCGUGCCAUUCAGCAGGGGGAUGCCGACAAGCCGUUAGCGACGAAAGAGAUGCGACAGCGCGAGGAAGAGAAGAGACUCGUGGCGUACAGACAGGGUGUUAUUCGUGUUCAGUUCCCGGAGAGACUAGUCCUGCAAGGUGUAUUCCAAGCCGGAGAGCCAGUUCAAGCUGUCAUGGACUUUGUGAAAGGCUAUCUCGAGGACUCGACGUUAGAUUUCCACUUAUAUGUAUCGCCACCAAAACAAGUACUGCAGCCACUGUAUACGCUAGCUGAGGCUAAACUCAUGCCGGCAGCCAAGCUCUUCUUUGGCUCGUCCGUAUCUCGUGAUCGCUACGUUCGUCAGGACGUGCUGCAGCGCUCAACCAGCCUAGCCGAGGCGGAGGAGAUCACAGCCAAGUGCUUUCCUGCCAGGUCUGAUUCAACGGCUGGUGACAGUGUCGCUGAUGAAGCAAGUGCUUCUGCUGCUGCCCAGUCCUCUUCUAAUGAGAAAGAAGAGACCAAGCCAGCCAAGUCGCUUACACCACAAGAGCAGUCAAAGAAAGCUGCCGCUCUGCCAAAGUGGUUCUCUCUAGGGAAGAAGUAGACACGGCGUUUGUAAUAGCAACUAGAUUUAUACCUUUUUUUGGACUCUCGUUUUUAGUACUUCAACAUAUUUUUUAUUGUUACUUUCCUUCCCGAACACAUACUACUAUGUAGCACACUGUCACUCUUCUGGUUGUAGGUCUAGUUGGGUGACCACCCAGCAAUUCUUUUCGGUGGAAAUAGUUGGCACUUUCUGCGGUCAGCAUUGGCAGCCCAUACACCUUGCCCUUUCCUUUCGCUGCUUCCUGCAUGAUAAUCUCACAGCUAUAUUAAGUUCAGCCUUUGUCCACGAGACUCGUGAUCUAACGCGGAGAAGUAUGCCUUAAUAAAAGACCAAUGGACACAUGAGAUAAAUUCAGCUCUCCCUGUUUGCAUGCAUGAUCUUCACAGUUCUCCUGCAUGGCCAGAUGCCGAACUUUCUAACCAAGGAGUUGAACUGGUGCAGCAUUCUACAAGUA